Messenger RNA from Xenopus laevis (African clawed frog), 1766 nucleotides. RefSeq names its product zinc finger protein 789 (gene krbox5.L). The transcript is spliced from 5 exons. The record is from RefSeq and is a predicted model, not a curated record. NCBI's taxonomy places the organism in Eukaryota, Metazoa, Chordata, Amphibia, Anura, Pipidae. The coding region runs from base 270 to 935 and encodes 221 amino acids.
UACAGACUUUCUCAGCAUGAUGCCUGCUCCGUUGUGAUUGUUUCAGCACUUUCUCACAAGCAGUUUCCCUAUUACAGUGGGGGAAAGAUGCCGUUUCUUGGCAGGCAAGUGAGUGUGUGUGAGGCGAUAUCAUCAGUAAGCACAGCCUUAUCUUUCUGGCAGUCAGGGUCUGCUUUGCCUUAUGCCCCCAGAGAUCAGUUUGAGCAGGAACACUCCCAACAUGAAUCUUGAAGCAAAGAAAAGUUCUGCUCUGAAAGCUACUGGAAGUAAUGGAACAGAUCAUGACGUCAGUGUGUAAGAAGCGUAAAGGUACUUUCCAUCGCAAAAAGAUAAAAAAGAAAACUUGGAACAAAGCUCAGCCUUUCAUCAUUGAAGCUCCAGAUAACUCUCACGCAGUUUAUUGCACUAUAUGUGCAAAGCGUAUAAAUGUUACCCAUAAUCGCUCUACAUCUGUGCAUCUCCAUAUAAUGUCUCAAUUACAUAGGAAAGCUCUAAUUCAGUCGAAGGUGUUAAAGGGAAAGAUGCUGAUAACAUUUGAUGAUAUUGCUAUCUAUUUCUCAGAAGAGGAAUGGAAAAGUUUAGAAGACAGACAGAAGGCACUGUACAAGGAUGUGAUGAUAGAAAAUUAUCAGACCCUUCGCUUACUUGGCUUCCUCGAUUUUAAGCCUGAAAUUAUAACAGUUAUUGAAGAAGGACAGGAGCCAUAUAUUAAGAAAAAUCAGAGGUCAAUAAAAACCGUGGACACCAUCAAAAACUGUGAUCCUGGGAUGUCAAAGAACAGAGGAGAGACCCAAUCACCAGAAUACUCAGUGCAAGAAGAAAAACAAGAAUUGAAGCACCAAGUAAAACCAAAGGACCUCAUGCAUAGAAAACCAGAGAAACGCUCAAGACUGCACAGAAGAAUGUAUAUGUAUAAUGUUUGUGUUUGCUUAUAGCUUAAAUGCACUUAUUAUAAAAAUAAUGGCCACGAAGGUUAGAAAUGUAUGAUUUAUUAAAAAUGAGUGCAGAAGUAAAUGCAUUUUUGUGUAAAAAGUUAUAUUCAGAAUUUUCUUUAUUACUUUUGAGUUAAGAUUAAUGCAUAUGUUUAGUCCAAGGCUAUUCUGGUCCUGAAGUACAACGCGCAGUAUCCUAUGGGAUCUUAAGGAUGUAUAGGUAAGUCUGGAGGGCAAGAGGUUGGUCGUUGUCACCUUAAGGGCAGAAACACACGGUCAGAUUUGGGGAGAUUGGUCACCCGGCGACAAAUCUCCUCUUCUUCAAGGCAACUAAUCCCCCUGAACUGCCUUCCUCCCGGGUAGAAUGUUAAUCAUCGGCGGGAUGACCAUCAGAGCGUUUCGUUUUCCGAAGUCGGCCAAAGUUUCCUCGUGAGACGACUUCGGGCGACUUCGAAAAAUGAAGUGCUUCAAGUGCCAUCCUGCCAGAGAUUUUUAUUUUAUAUUUUCAUUUGUUGCCGGGCGACCAAUCCCCCCGAAUUUGACAGUGUGUCUCUGCCCUAAAACUUUGGACUUUGAGAAAACAAUUCAAGCAAAAACAAAACAAUUUCUACAAAAAAGUAAAGUGCUGCACAUGAAUUUGUGUGUCAUACAGACAGCACGUUUUCCAAGUCCAGCAGGAACAGGAGGGUUCAUAGGCAUGGUGCUUGCUGGGAAGACUAUUGCAGACGCAUGUAUGCCUUAAAAGCUUUAUGUAAAUCUAUUAAGAAGUCAAUUAUUAUACUCAUGAUUUGUUUUUCCUUUGUAUUCAAAAAUACAUUUUUGCUUGACUUUGCA